UUACAGCUUUGGUGUCAUUUAACGCAGGCGAUUGGACAAAAGGAAGCGAAACCGUACGGAGCAUUCCGGCCAGGUCACGUUCACACUAUCGAACCGCAAAGUUGUUUGGCCUGAAAACAAACCCAACACAACCGGAGAGGUCAUGGAAGCGUUGGACCCACGGCGGACACAGUAGCAGUGUGAAGUCCGCGAAGAUUCCUCUACCUGCUGCACGGCCGUAUCUCAGGCACGCCACACCAACCGGGUGGUGCAUAUGCGUGAAAAUUUGCAGCUUACAAACCAGUACAGAGGUUGGUGUGGUGCGGCGGUACGCAUGAUAAGCGCACGACACUAUGCCAUGAAUCGCCCAUACGCGCUUAUCGGGCACGGUUUUCGCGGAGAUCGCGGAUAGGCGUCCUUGGCCGGUGGGUUAUAUAAGAUGGCUGCAGUGCAUCCGACCUGGGUACAGAGUGCGUCCAGUAGCGGUGGUGUGCAGUAGUUUUUCCUAAUUAAGGCAUUAAGGCACCCGCUGGUAGUUGCUGGUGACCUCAAGAGUUGUUUGGCGUUGGUGAGGAUCGUGUGUAGCUGAGUGAAGACUAGUGAUCAAACAGCAGCAAGAUGGUGUGGUGUACAGUUAACAAUCAGAUCUGCUGGUGGUUGGUGGCGUUAAUGGUGGCACAGUGCGUCGUAGGACCCUGCGAGGCGAAAAAGUGUGGUGUGAUAUGUCGUGUGCGUGAUCCACUGACGAUCGGUAACAGUCAAAUGCUGAAGGAGUGCUUGUACGAGGUAUAUCCGGUCGAGAGCACACAGAACACGGACGGUAGCGGGUUCAGCAUGCAGACGGUUGAUGAUCGCCGGAAUCGCCUGUUCUCGCUGUACGGUGGUCCGAGCUCGUGCGAGUACUUCGGCACCAUGAUCCAGACGGCGAAGGGACGCGACACACUGGUCGAGACGAUCCGCCGGCAGUUGCAGAAGAGCGGGUUCAAGGGAUUGGAUCUGCAGUGCGAUCCGGUGCAGGCUCGAGUCACACAGCAGGCGUACGCGGAGUUCAUGGAGCAGUUGCGCAGCUACCUGGGCAACACCUACGUGAUUAUGGUGACGUUGAGCAGCUGCCAGCUGGAAUCGGGACUGGUGAAAACGCUCAACCAUGUAGCCGACUUUGUCACGAUCAAUCAUGGCGGACAGCCUUCCAUGUUGACGAACGCACUGAUGUACGGUUUGGCCAGACACCGUGUACUGUUGGCGACGCCCUAUCCAACCACCAUCAGCUGUCCGCUGAACAACGAUUACUCGCUGAACGAGAUGUUGAGUCAGGUCGAGCAGCACAACCUGUUCGGAGCGGUCGUUCAGCUGGAUCGUGACGACGUGAACAAUGUGUGCGGAGAAGGUCCUUUCCCGGUGUUCCGCAAGGUGUUGGAUCGUCUGUGCUCGAAUGCCGAAUGCAACUUUAGCGGGUUCGUACGAGAUACACGCGACUGUGGUCAGUACUACAGCUGUGAUAAUGGAUGCAAAACGACACACCAUUGCCCAGUCGGACACUCGUUCGAUCUGUGUAAGAGCAGAUGUCAGCCAAUCCUGCAGGUGAACUGUAACAGUACCACGUGUGUCGUCAGUGGCAACCUGCCCAAUGGUAUGACGCCCAUACGUUACCCGAUUCCUUUCCCCAACCCCAACCCGGACUGUUCGAUGGGAGGCGGUGGUAACAACGGUGGCGGCAACAACGGUGUCGGCAACAACGGUGGCGGCAACAAUGGUGGCGCCAAUAAUCAAACGACUGACUGCUGCUGCGAUGUGCUGCGGAAUCUGACAACCUUCUUCAACGUGACGCGUGAAUUUUCACAGCUGUUCUUGCUGCUCAACGAAACCGGGUUGGACAAUACGGUUGGCGUGAUACGUCGAGCAAUUCCGGAAAUUCUCGAUCUGCUUGGCAACAUUGUCGAUCCGCUCAAUGUGCUGCUAGAUACAUUGUUGAACGGACAGCAGCUGAUGAACAACACGCUGGUUGGCAUGGCCGGCGUAAGCGGCCAAACCAAUAUUCUAAGCCAAUUGCUAGCAUUCGUUAUCAAUCUGCUCAAUAAUGUACUCGGUAAUGUACCAGUUGGAGGAAGUGGUGCUGGUAGUCCCCCUAGCACAUAGUGCUCUGCAGCAAGCUAUACAGUUAAAUAAAUAAAUGAAUGAAAUAUUACCAGUUUAUGUUUGAAAAAUCGGAUCCAUUUCAAGACGGUUGGACACUGGCCGGGUCCGGCAAGAUAAGAUACAUUUAGGG
Anopheles stephensi (Asian malaria mosquito) is the source of this 2245-nucleotide messenger RNA. RefSeq lists its product as uncharacterized. NCBI's taxonomy places the organism in Eukaryota, Metazoa, Arthropoda, Insecta, Diptera, Culicidae. The record is from RefSeq and is a predicted model, not a curated record. Gene Ontology annotation, cellular component: extracellular region. Gene Ontology annotation, molecular function: chitin binding. Bases 598 to 2115 code for a protein of 505 amino acids. The transcript is spliced from 3 exons.